This is a messenger RNA of Lathyrus sativus (Indian pea), 336 nucleotides long. The record is from the annotation of a GenBank genome assembly. NCBI's taxonomy places the organism in Eukaryota, Viridiplantae, Streptophyta, Magnoliopsida, Fabales, Fabaceae.
AUGGCGGAAGGAGGAGAUAACGGAUCUCCAAAAUCUUCGCCAUUGACACCAUAUGAAGAAGCACUGGAAGCCCUGUCAUCUUUGAUUACUAAACGUACUCGGGUUGGUGAUGUCAACAUGGAGGAGCGAUUCAGCGUGCUAUUUCAGUAUUUAAAGAUGCUUGAGUUGGAGGAGGCAAUUUCAAAAUUGAAGAUUAUUCAUGUUGCUGGUACUAAAGGGAAGGGAUCUACAUGCACCUUCACAGAAUCUAUAUUAUGCAACUGUGGUUUUCGCACUGGGCUUUUCACUUCUCCUCAUCUAAUUGAUAUACGAGAAAGAUUUCGUAUAGAUGGGUGA